GUGUGUGUGUGUGUGUGUGUUAGAGAGAGGGAGAGUUGUUGGUGAGAGAGUAAAGAGUUGACAGAGAGGUGAAUUAUUCAGACAGAGAGAGCUCUGACACAUACAGACACAGAUAGAGCGACAGAUUUGUGAUCUGAGAUGUGCAGAAGUGUGUAUUUGCUAGUGCUGAUGUUCACCAUCUUCAGCAGCAGUCUGAUCUCUUCAUCAGCUGUGACUCAGACUGUUAUCCCAGGAGAAAACAUCACACUGCACUGCAACAUCUCCCAAAGCACUGAGAUGGUCUGGUUCUGCUCCACCACCCAGGAGCUCACCAUUAUCAUAUCAGCCACCAAAGGAAACCUCAAGAAAGAGCUACAAGUGAAUUACAACAAAGAUCCUCAUCGCUUCAAGGUGCUUCUUCAAAAUACCAAUUCGGGACAGGUCUCUCUGGGUCUGAUCAUCAUGGACAUCAGACAGUCUGAUAUCGGCCUGUAUUACUGUGGUGCCAGGCAGGAGGGCUUUUUUGACUUUGCGAGAGGUAUCCAUCUGCAGUUUACAGAUGCAGUGAGGUACACGUCAGGGACUGCGCAGUGCUGGACGCCUCUCAUUGCUGUCUGUUGUUCUAUCGCUCUCGUGAUCACACUCUGUCUCAGUGUCGCAUACAAACGAGGCCUUCGUUCAUCCUGCUGCAGGAAGUGUGUGAAUGAUAAUGACUUAAAGGACGCAGAUUUGCAUUAUGCAAGUCUCAGACACAAUGCAACAUCUCGGGAAAGAAACCUUCCACCAGCUAACCGCGACGUGACAUAUGACAGAGUCGCCAAAAACAUCAACAAUAAUCUUAAUUAAGAUAAAUAUCGGCUUUACUACUUAAGUGUGUGUGUGUGUGUGUGUGUGUGUGUGUGUGUGCGCAUGUGUGUGUGCGCAUGUGUGUGUGUGUGAGACAGAAGAACAAGACCAAUACUAUAUUUCUUACUAUAUUUCUCAGUAAAUACAAUUUUGUCUUUUUCAGUAUUAAUUUAUUACACUUUGCUUAUUUGCAUAUCAUUUGCAUAUUCUUAUUGUAGCUUAAACACAAUCAUAUAUGUAGCUUAUUAUCAUUAUAUAUAUACAGAUAGAGUUUAUUAAAGGUCAUGUUUAUAAAGUAGUGAUUUGUUGUGGUGUUUAAACAGUGUGAUAAAUUUUAAAUCAUGCUCAUGAAUAUUUAAUCAGCUUUAAGUGAAUAAAUAAAGAGCUUUGUGUUUA
Messenger RNA from Tachysurus fulvidraco (yellow catfish), 1221 nucleotides. RefSeq lists its product as uncharacterized. The record is from RefSeq and is a predicted model, not a curated record. The transcript is spliced from 6 exons. Bases 139 to 825 code for a protein of 228 amino acids. Lineage: Eukaryota; Metazoa; Chordata; Actinopteri; Siluriformes; Bagridae.